This is a messenger RNA of Hipposideros armiger (great roundleaf bat), 1873 nucleotides long. It is a transcript of the gene GLB1, whose product is annotated as galactosidase beta 1. Lineage: Eukaryota; Metazoa; Chordata; Mammalia; Chiroptera; Hipposideridae. Gene Ontology annotation, biological process: carbohydrate metabolic process. The record is from RefSeq and is a predicted model, not a curated record. The coding region runs from base 1 to 1572 and encodes 523 amino acids. Gene Ontology annotation, molecular function: beta-galactosidase activity. The transcript has 12 exons.
AUGGUGUUAAAUUCGUCUUGUUUUCCAGGUUACCUUGCAGCUGUGGACAAGUGGUUGGGAGUCAUUCUGCCCAAGAUGAAACCUCUCCUCUAUCAGAAUGGAGGGCCCAUUAUAACAGUGCAGGUGGAGAAUGAAUAUGGCAGCUACUUCACCUGUGAUUAUGACUACCUGCGUUUCCUGCAGAAACGCUUCCGCUACCACCUGGGUAACGACGUGGUUCUGUUCACCACCGAUGGGGCACAGAAGAAAAUGCUGCAGUGCGGGACACUGCAGGGGCUCUAUGCCACGGUGGACUUCGGACCAGGUGUCAACAUCACAAGUGCUUUCCUAACCCAGAGGAAGUAUGAACCCAAAGGACCCUUGGUCAAUUCUGAAUUCUAUACUGGCUGGUUAGACCAUUGGGGCCAACCUCACUCGACAGUCACGACUGAAGUGGUGGUGUCCUCUCUCCAUGAUAUUCUUGCCCGUGGGGCGAAUGUGAACUUGUAUAUGUUUAUAGGUGGAACCAAUUUUGCCUAUUGGAACGGGGCCAACAUACCCUACCAAGCACAGCCCACCAGCUACGACUAUGAUGCCCCGCUGAGCGAGGCAGGGGACCUCACCGAGAAGUAUUUUGCUGUUCGAGACGUUAUUCAGAAGUUUCAAAAAGUGCCAGAAGGUCCUAUCCCUCCAUCCACACCAAAGUUUGCAUAUGGAAAAGUUGCUCUGAAAAAGUUAAAGACUGUGGAGGAAUCUCUGAACAUUCUGUGUCCCAAUGGGCCUAUAAAGAGCCUUUAUCCCUUGACAUUUAUCCAGGUGAAACAGUAUUUUGGGUUUGUGCUGUACCGAACAACACUUCCUCAAGACUGCAGCAACCCAACCCCCCUCUCUUCAUCCCUCAGUGGAGUCCACGACCGGGCCUAUGUCUCUGUGGAUGGGGUCCCCCAGGGAAUUCUUGACCGAAGCAAUAUGAUCACUCUGAACAUAACAGGGAAAGCUGGAGCCACCCUGGACCUCCUGGUGGAGAACAUGGGCCGCGUGAACUAUGGUGAUUACAUCAACGAUUAUAAGGGUCUGAUUUCUAACCUGACCCUCAACGCCAGUAUCCUGACAGACUGGACGAUCUUCCCGCUGGACACUGAGAAUGCAGUGCGCUACCUGAGGGGCUGGCAUGGCAAUGACAACAGGUGCUAUGGUAUAGCCUGUGCCCACGACUCAUCUAACUACACACUUCCGGCCUUUUAUGUGGGGAACUUCUCCAUUCCCAGUGGAAUCCCAGACUUGCCCCAGGACACCUUUAUCAAGUUUCCUGGAUGGACCAAGGGUCAGGUGUGGAUUAAUGGCUUUAAUCUUGGUCGCUAUUGGCCAGCACGAGGCCCCCAGAUGACGUUGUUUGUGCCACGGCAUAUCUUGGUGACAUCUGCCCCAAACACCAUCAUAGCACUGGAACUGGAACGUGCACCCUGCAGUGACAAUUACCCCAAACUGUGCACGGUGGAGUUCGUGGACAAGCCAGUUAUCAGUGCAGCUGUGACCUAUAGCCAUCUCCUUCAAGACAUGUAUAAUCAGCACACAGGACUGGACCACGUAUGACGACUAAAGCCUUUGACCCUUUUGAGUUCUAGCCUUUCACAUACCUCACAUAUCCCCUGGCAGUGGCAUCAUUCACUGGAGAGUUCGAUUAGAAAAUAGAUGUAGCUUGUGUGUUUCCACCUGAGGUUUUUCUGCAGCCUUGCAAUGCCUGACCCAAGGGCCACCAUGGCUGUGUGAUGAGGGUGGCAACACAGUAGUGCACUGGUGUGCCUGAAGAAUUGAAACAGAGGUUUUCGAGGUGUUUCUGAUUUUUAUUUCGGAAAAAUCAUGUCUUUUUGUUAAAUAAAAUUUGCAUUUAUGA